Molecule: messenger RNA, 1933 nt
Organism: Drosophila erecta
Lineage: Eukaryota; Metazoa; Arthropoda; Insecta; Diptera; Drosophilidae
Product: endothelin-converting enzyme homolog
Exons: 2
Coding region: 1-1827 (608 amino acids)
Biological process (GO): protein processing
Cellular component (GO): plasma membrane
Molecular function (GO): metalloendopeptidase activity
Source: RefSeq, a predicted model, not a curated record
AUGCAUUUCAAACGCAGAUUGGUGGUGCUCAUCGCAGGUUUGCUCCUAGGUCAGGUGAAGUCGCAUCCGCAAGCUGAUCCCUGCCAGAAUUUCUAUGAGGUGGCCUGCGGCAAUUGGUCCUCCACUGAGGCGACCAGUUUACUGGGCCAGCUUGACUACAACUACCAGGAAAAGUUGGCCGACUUGCUGGAUACUGAAGAAAAGGACGAUGAGCCACGUUUUCUGCAGCAGCUCAGAUACUUUUACGCCGCCUGCCGACGUCCUUUGACCCAGGAUCAGGUUCUGCGGACCCUGGAACAGCUGAUCGUACUAGCGGAUAUCCAAUUUGAAGAGCUGACGGUGGGCCUGACUGCCGCCUUCCGUCUGGAAGUGCUCGCAGAUAUAAAUUCCGACAAUAAGCAUGAAAUAUGGAAGCAGCUGCUGUCCCGCCGGAAGGAUUGGGAUACAAAUACGACGAACAGGGAGCCCUUAACUCGGGACAAGUUCGAUGAGUUAUGGGCCAGCCUGCCAAAAAAACGCUCUGCGGACAAGGACCUCUUUUGGUACCAGGUGAGCACGCUGGAAGACGAAAUAAUGAGCUUUGGCAGGGAGGACGAUGGACUUCCUAGCGAUGAUCUGGUUACCUGGACACCAACCUCUUGGAUGCUGCCCUGGCCACAUCGGAAUCUAACCUACCGAAAUCUCUACCAAGUGGCUUAUCUGCUAAAGAUACAAACCCCUGGCUUUAUGCUCACAUAUAUCUAUCUGAGACUGAGGCUGGUCCCGGAAGGACGCUCCAGGGAAUCCUGGCUCAUAGACCGCGACGAGUGCGCCGAGCAGUCCCGCCAGAUCCUCAGUCAUCCCGCUGCGUGGUUGAUGGAGAAGAACCAUCCCAGGCUCCAGGAGGAGCCAGUGCUGCAGAACAUUUUCGAGGAGCUGAAGCAGCGCUUUGGCCAGAAGCUCCGGGCGAACAGGAAUAACUUCACCCGCCGCACACAGCGCCACCUAAUGAGCAAGUUGAAGAGAAUGCGUCUGCGACUGAGCAUCCUGCCCAGAAACUCCUCGGCACAGUACAUGGUGCGACGCAUCGAUUGGCACUACAGGGAUGUUCGCAUGAAUGCCAGUGAUUACUUUGGCAAUCUGUACAUCGGACUCAACCACUCAAGGCCGCAGCUGGAGAACAGCUUGUGGAGCGUGGUCUUCGGCCGCACGUUGAUGCCAAGCCGGAGCUCCAGGAGCGACUUGUACCCCAUUCAAGGUAACUAUGGCACCUUUGCCUCGCCGUUCUACAUAACCCAGCAGAAUAUACUGAUUGUGCCGCUUUCGCUCCUGGAACCGCCGCUCUACUCACCUGGGCAGCCGCCAUUACUAACCUACAGUUCCCUGGGCUUUAUACUGGGUCACGAGCUGUCCCACGGCUUCGAUUCCGAGGGUGUGACCUUCUCCGCCAACGGAAUGAUGAGUCGCACCGUGAACAGGGAGAUCGAAGGGAACACGCGGCUGCAGCACGAGUUCCGUUGUCUGUACAGGAAAUUCGGGAGCAGAUGGUAUGAGAAGUUCGCGGACGCCAGUGGCCUGGAACUGGCCUACUCCGCCUACUUUGACAUCGCACAAACGGAUCGGAAGCGGAAUCGAAGUACCGAGCACUUGGUGACCCAGAAGCAGCAGUUCUUUCUCAACUUUGCCCAGUUCUUCUGCUCUGAUGAGGACUAUGAGCAGCUCUUGGAGCAGAGCGCUUAUGGCAGCGAUCGGAAGAGGGUCAACGAUGCCGUUGCCCACUUCAAGCCGUUUCAGGAGGCCUUCUCCUGCGGCACCUCGCACAGGCGGAGGCAAUGCCGAUUGUUUUGACGGAUUGCACGCCCAAAUAAAUGACCAUUUAUUUCCCUAAUAUACUCACGAAUGCUUACUCAAUGCGGCCAAGAUUACACUCGGAGAAAAACGCAACUGUGUGACA